GAGGAUUUCAGCCAUGUUAGAUUUCUGCUGUGUGGACAAACGAUGAGAGACGGGAGACCAUGGCCUUGUCACUGAGCGGAGACGAUGAGGAUUAUGACUCUGAUUGCGAACAGCAGCGGGCAGCCAACCGCCCGAAGCCCAAAAUGGGGACAUCAGCAGCUGUCAAGCUGCCGUCCAAUCGCAGCUCAUCUGGAGCCAGACGGAGAAGGACACGCUGCCGAAAGUGCGAGGCGUGCCUCCGUACAGAGUGUGGGGAGUGUCAUUUUUGCAAGGACAUGAAAAAGUUUGGAGGGCCAGGGCGCAUGAAGCAGUCUUGCAUCAUGAGACAGUGCAUUGCGCCAGUUCUGCCCCACACAGCAGUGUGUGUGGUAUGCAAAGAAGCGGGGAAGGAGGACACCUUAGAGGAAGAGGAAGACAAGUUUAACUUCAUGCUUAUGGAGUGCUCCAUCUGCAAUGAGAUUGUCCAUCCUAAUUGCCUUAAGGUAAAUGAUGCUUCAGGGGUAGUAAAUGAUGAACUUCCGAAUUGCUGGGAAUGCCCUAAGUGUAACCAUGCUGGGAAAACGGGAAAAGUAUGUAAGCAAAAAAGAGGUCCAGGGUUCAAGUACGCCUCCAACCUCCCUGGCUCCUUGCUUAGGGAGCAGAAACCUAUGAAGGAAGAGGGGGAUGCUUCCUCUGCGGCCAAGAGGAGACCUGAUAGAGAGGAGACACCUAGGUACCGACCUGAGGAGUCUCUCCACAGACAGCCUCCUUUGCUGUCUCCCAGCAGCCUGCCCAGGCCCAGACCUGAGGACAAACUAAGGAAGAAGAGAAAGCUCUUUGAAGAUGAUGAGGAAGAGGAUCCCAGUUUGAGGAAGAAGGAUAAAGUAGAUGAUCCUUUCUUUCCAAAACUUCCGCAUCAAAUCAAGACGGAAGAGGACAUGGAGGAGGAAGACGAUGAAGACGGAAGGGAAACCAACUUUCUGAGUGCUGCUGAGAGGCGAGGGCGGUUGAGGGAGGAGGAGGAAGAAGCAGAUGACAAGGAAUCCAAGACUGAGCUUUUAAGUCCUGCCAUCAGGACACCUUUCCCAGACAGUGACCAGUCUCACUGCAGCUCUCCACAGGCCGGCCCCAGCAGUGAAGGUGGGAGUGAGACUCAGGAGAAAGGUCCACGUCCCAAAGCCCGGCGUAAGCGGCGUUUACCUAACAAGGAGCUGAGCAGGGAGCUGAGCAAAGCACUGAACCAGGAGAUUCAGAAGACAGAGGACUGCCUGGCUAAUGAAAAUCGCCAGCCUCUCAAGGUAGAACCCGAGAGCGAAAAUGAGGAACCCAAAAGGCCAUUCCGCAAUGGCAGUGAACUGGGGGACCAGAGGCCCCAUCUUAGGGCCAAAGAGAUGAACGGCACUCCUUGGGAACUGCGCCAUUUCUACCCCAGUCAGAUCACUCCUCUUGGCUUUAACAGGAGCACCCCUACCACCCGGCCCUUGCCCCCACGCUCCCCUCCCAAAUGUGUCCAAAUGGAGCGUCACGUCAUCCGGCCUCCCCCCAUCAGCCCUCCCCCAGACAGACUGCCUCUGAGAGAGGGAAAGACCCAUGUCUUGCAGCGGGAGGCAUGGAUGAAAGUCUUCGGUUAUCUCACACAUAAAGAGCUAUGUGUCUGCAUGAGAGUUUGCAAGACGUGGAACAGAUGGUGCUGUGAUAAGAGACUUUGGACAAAGAUUGAUUUGAACCGCUGCACAUCCAUCACUCCACUCAUGCUCAGUGGCAUCAUCCGUAGACAGCCUGUAUCCCUGGACCUCAGCUGGACUAACAUCUCCAAGAAACAGCUAAGCUGGCUCAUAAACAGAUUACCAGGUCUGCGAGUGUUGAAGCUGUCUGGGUGUUCCUGGGUAGCUGUAUCUGCUCUCUGCACUUCCAGCUGUCCUCUUCUCCGUGCACUAGAUGUCCAGUGGGUGGAGGGACUCAAAGAUGCCCAGAUGAGAGACCUCCUCUCACCACCAACAGACAACAGACCAGGUCAAAUGGACAACCGCUGUAAGCUGCGUAAUGUGGUGGACCUCCGCUUGGCUGGCCUGGACAUCACAGACACGUCUCUGCGUCUUAUAAGCCGGCAGAUGCCCUCGCUGUCCAGAUUGGACCUAAGCUAUUGCAACCAUAUCAAUGACCAGUCUGUCAACCUGCUAACAGCAGCAGGGACAACAACCAGGGACUCUCUCACAGAGAUCAACUUGUCAGUUUGCAACAGGGUCACAGACCAUUCCCUUACUUUUUUCAAGCGCUGUGGAAGCAUCUGUCAAAUUGAUCUACGCUACUGCAAACAGGUGACCAAGAUGGCCUGCGAAAGGUUCAUUGCAGAGAUGUCAGUCAGUGUGCAGUUUGGAUUGAAAGAAGACAAAUUUCUCCAGAAGAUCAGCUAGUUCCUGAGAGGACAAAAUAUAAGAAAAGACUACUUUUGCACUAAAUGGAACAACUCUUCUUUUUUUUUUUAACUGCUCCUGUGACAGAACUUUGAAUUAAUGUCACAUUAAAUGAGUUUAAGCAAGAGGCCAAGAUUUGUCUUUGCUCUGCCACAUCUCUUUUUGGAUCCUGCGGUCUACAAAAAUGGAUUCUUCCCAAGAAGGGAAUGAUGGACAUUCACUGAAAAACAAAGCAUGCAUGUAUUUGUGUUAAGAUUGUACCUUUAUAAAGACUUGUGCUUGUGACUGAUUGUUGGGCUGUUCAUUUCUAUUCUUUAAAUAUUUGAAAGAUAUUUUUGUACAAACAUUGUUUCAUAAGUUAAAAGUAUCCAUCACACCUUUUCAAGGGACACGUUUUUUUUCCAGAUAUGCAUAACAGCGUGUUGAAAGAUUGAAACUGAAUACUGAUAUUGUUCUUUUUCUGUUUGCCUCGAUACAAAUAUGCAUCUUGUGUGCCAAAACCUGUAUUUGACAUAAAUGUAACUGGCAUCACAUGCAAAAAGAAAAGUAAUGUACAGUAAUGGAUGUCUGAAUAAAUUAUAAAUACUUACUGAA
Messenger RNA from Lampris incognitus (smalleye Pacific opah), 2987 nucleotides. RefSeq names its product lysine (K)-specific demethylase 2Ba (gene kdm2ba). The coding region runs from base 60 to 2393 and encodes 777 amino acids. Gene Ontology annotation, molecular function: transcription coregulator activity; protein binding; histone demethylase activity. The record is from RefSeq and is a predicted model, not a curated record. Lineage: Eukaryota; Metazoa; Chordata; Actinopteri; Lampriformes; Lampridae. Gene Ontology annotation, biological process: regulation of transcription by RNA polymerase II; protein demethylation. The transcript has 10 exons.